AUGAUACUCGAAGUCAACAACACAUUCGGAGAAAGACGCAUGUAUCUGCUUGACGGCUCGAGUCCUGCCAGUCCGCCGCGCACAUCUGAUUCUGAACAAACGUCUGGAUCCGAAGAACACGGACCGCAGAUACCUAUUCGGGCGAAGUCGAAAUUUACCGAUGUAUGGAUGAAAGAUUUCCAUGUUUCGCCGUUCAACUCUCGAAAAGGUUCGUAUACGCUGAAGGCCCAAAACCCAUUCCCUUCUGUGCAUUACGAGAACCCUCUGAUCGACAAUACGAUUACCCUCAAAUCUUCGAAGGAUCAUGGGAAGCUUGUAGCUCGUCUCUUCUCUACUGGAAAGGCCAUUGACCCGGAUCAAUUGGGUUUCCUCGGAACUCUGCGGUUCAUCCUGAGCUGGUGGUGGGUAGGCUUCGUAACGUUCCCGCGCAUCGUCAGAGAAGCUGGCAAGAUCUUUUUCAAGAGGAAGUUGCACGUGUGGUUCCGGCCGGAGGUGCUAACGUCGAGCGUUGGUCGGUCUCCCACUUCCGCUGAGAUAAACUACCUACACGUACUCGUAAACCAAACCGAAGUAGACUUUUGCAUCACGUUCAAGGCGUCGGUUCCCAACAUCCCCACCGAUAAGAUCGCUACGACACACGUCCCUGGUCGAAACCGGCCAUACAAGAACAUCGAGAUCCGUUUCGAAGAAGCUAUCUCGAUGAGCUGA
Molecule: messenger RNA, 708 nt
Organism: Alternaria arbusti
Lineage: Eukaryota; Fungi; Ascomycota; Dothideomycetes; Pleosporales; Pleosporaceae
Exons: 3
Coding region: 1-708 (235 amino acids)
Source: RefSeq, a predicted model, not a curated record